UUUCAUUAAUCCGUGUUAAAAACGGCGACCUACGGGUUUUUGUAUGUGCGUGCUCGAUAAGCUGGUUUUCUGAUAUAAUUAUUUAUCAUAAUUAUUUCUGAUAUAAUUGUUUAGCUGGCGAGAUGUGGCUGAGUAGCACAUUAACGUGGUGUAUUGCUGUCUUUCUUAUGACGCCCCUGCUCACUGAGUGUUAUCCUCGAUCGUCUACUAGUACAUUCCUGCAAAGAGCGCCUUUGGCAAGCCAGAAGCUCCUGAGCAGUCAAUAUCAGGCUGCGAUUCCGCAAAGUCCGCCUAAAAUAAACGACCCUGUUCCGCAGGGGCGUCAGAAAACCGUGUCCGUGUACUGCCAUGAAGAAGCGAUAGAGGUUGUGAUGAACGCAGACCUGUUUGCGUCGGGGUUUCUAGUCUAUGCUGAGGAGCUGUUGCUGGGUUCCCCAUCUCUGCCUAACAAAGUGUCUGCAGCAUCAUGUGGAGCCGUGCAAACCGGAAAAUCACAGCUGACAAUACUUGCUUAUUUCAAAGACUGUGGAACCAAACUACAUGUAACUGGAGACUCUCUAGUAUAUUCAAAUGUCGUUGUGUACUCCCCUCUACCAUCUCCUGAUGGUGUGCUCCGCCAGGAAGGUGCAGUCAUACCUGUUGAGUGCCAUUACCGGAGGCGGUACAGUGUUGACAGUGCGGCAGUGGCACCCACUUGGAUCCCAUUUGUUUCCAGUGCUUCUGCCACCGAUUAUCUGGACUUUAGUCUCCGACUGAUGAAUGAUGACUGGCAGUUUGAGAGGGGCUCGAAUGUUUAUUUCCUUGGGGAUGUGAUACACCUUCAAGCAUCGGUUACCUUGGCCAAUCACUUCCCCCUCCUCCUGUUUAUUGACUGGUGUGUGGCUACACCAACUUAUGAAGUGGUUCCUAGUGACAUCAAAUAUUCUUUUGUGGAUAAUCAUGGAUGUCUUUUAGACAGUAGGAGUUCGUACUCUCGCUCCAAGUUCUUGCAGAGGAGCCAAGGCAACAAAUUAAACCUGCAACUGGAUGCCUUCAGAUUCUACAAAUUGACCAGCAACUCGGUAUUCAUCACAUGCAACCUAAAAGCUAUCCCUGCUGCGUAUCCUGUGAACUCUCAGAAUCGAGCAUGUUCCUCUAUUGAUGGAAGGUGGCAGUCUGUGGAUGGAGGUGAUGAGGUUUGCAACGGCUGUGAGCCAUCCAGACAAGCUGCGGCAGAGCCUCAACCAAUCCAGCCUUCCCGCAUCACGCUAGCCCCUCCCCUCAAGCAGCCUUAUUUGGCCCAAAAACCAAAAUUUGCUGAUUUCUAUCAUGUGAGACCUGGUCAGUCAUUGGAACCCUUUAAAGCUCUUAUUAAUUCAAGGCAAUAUGCCGGUGGUGUGUCGAAGAGAGGAACUGACUCGAACAAAGACUGGAGCAAGAUUGCCUCAAUAGGUCCUUUGUUUCUGAUCCCAAAGCAAGAAAUCACCACCCAAUCACCUGGGUCCCUGCAGUCCGGCCCAGCUGAGGUCUUAUCAUCCGUGGCUGAGGAGCCGGAGCUCUUAUUCAACUCCACCGAGACGAGUCCUGUGACUGAGCUGGAGUUUAAAACCGAUCAAGAGACCGAAAGCUCUAGUCCAUUAGAGAAGGGCCUGUUCCUUAAUGCUUCUGAUCUUUUCAGUUCAGAAGAGGGGAGCGGGUUUGAACCAUGACCCUCCGCAUGAGAAAAAUGAGCCCAUGAGAAAAAUGCAAACUGACAACAUGACCUUUUCUAAAAAUAAAAGUUUUAGAACAUC
Cyprinus carpio (common carp) is the source of this 1772-nucleotide messenger RNA. It is a transcript of the gene zp3b, whose product is annotated as zona pellucida glycoprotein 3b. The record is from RefSeq and is a predicted model, not a curated record. Gene Ontology annotation, cellular component: extracellular matrix. NCBI's taxonomy places the organism in Eukaryota, Metazoa, Chordata, Actinopteri, Cypriniformes, Cyprinidae. Gene Ontology annotation, molecular function: acrosin binding. Gene Ontology annotation, biological process: egg coat formation; positive regulation of acrosome reaction; binding of sperm to zona pellucida.